AUGGCUGCUGCGACGCUACUUCGAGAAGUACCCGGAGGAUGCACCCAAAGUGACCCUCUUCGUGCGUGCUUGCUUCGACGCCGCCACGCUGACCCGGGGCCACCACCAUCCGCCGAGCAGCAGCAAGGCCUUGGAUUCUUGACGGGACACGUCACAAAGCUGGAGGAUAUUCCUCAGGGCGAUAUUCGGCACCUGUUUGGCAGGUUUCAGCCAGAGGUAUUUUUCACCUCGCCUCUUCUAUCCCCUUCUCAGCCUCCCUCCUCCUCUUUCUCCAUAGAUACUGACGGUUGUGAUAGAACUUCCACAAAAACCUGGGAACUGGUUGAAAAGAUCAACACCUUUGCUAAGCAGCGAGGUGCCACCUCAGCCCAGCUGGCUCUAGCAUGGAUUCGGGCCCAUUCCAAUACAGACAAUUGCGGCACGAUAAUCCCCAUCCCCGGGGCCACAGUGCAGUCUCGCGUGGAAGAGAAUUGCCAGGUGGUCGAGAUAUCUGCUGAGGAAAAGAAUAGGCUAGAUGAGAUUAUCAAGUCGAUUGAAGUUGUCGGAGAGCGGCAGAUUGUGGGAAUGAGUGACAAGCAUCUCUGA
Messenger RNA from Aspergillus caelatus, 585 nucleotides. RefSeq lists its product as uncharacterized. The coding region runs from base 1 to 585 and encodes 194 amino acids. The record is from RefSeq and is a predicted model, not a curated record. NCBI's taxonomy places the organism in Eukaryota, Fungi, Ascomycota, Eurotiomycetes, Eurotiales, Aspergillaceae. The transcript has 3 exons.